Messenger RNA from Linum tenue, 453 nucleotides. NCBI's taxonomy places the organism in Eukaryota, Viridiplantae, Streptophyta, Magnoliopsida, Malpighiales, Linaceae. The record is from the annotation of a GenBank genome assembly.
AUGCUGGCAGGAGGAGGAGUUGGCCUGGGUGCGGUAAUUCGUGACUCUAGCGGAAGAUUUAUUGCGGUGGCGGUGAAGAAAGUCCGAGGGAAUCAUUGUGUGGAUCUUGCAGAGGCGCUUGCGCCAGAAUUUGGGAUUCAGCUCGCUAAUCGGCUUGGAUGUGUUCGGAUUUCCCUUGAAGUUGAUUCUUUAAAUCUUGUGCGCCAUUUGCAGAAGGAGGAUGAGGCCAUCUCCGAGCUAGGAGUCAUUUGUCGAAGUAUUUUGCAGAAAUUGAAACAGCCAGGUGGCUCGGGAGGGAUUAUUAGCCAUGUUCGGCGGGAAACGAAUAAUGCGGCACAUAUCAUGGCUCAUAGUGAGUCUAGAUGGGAUAUGCGAGAAGUUUGGUUAGAUAGAGCACCAAUCUUUCUCUUGGACCAGCUUCGACUGGAUGAUGUAACUAUUGAGCUGAUUUAA